Messenger RNA from Misgurnus anguillicaudatus (oriental weatherfish), 2549 nucleotides. RefSeq names its product peroxisome proliferator-activated receptor delta. The record is from RefSeq and is a predicted model, not a curated record. Gene Ontology annotation, cellular component: nucleus. Lineage: Eukaryota; Metazoa; Chordata; Actinopteri; Cypriniformes; Cobitidae. Gene Ontology annotation, biological process: hormone-mediated signaling pathway; fatty acid metabolic process; negative regulation of inflammatory response. Gene Ontology annotation, molecular function: RNA polymerase II cis-regulatory region sequence-specific DNA binding; zinc ion binding; nuclear receptor activity.
UCAUAACGCCGGUGGUCUGUGGACGCGCGUGCGGAGCGCUCGAGCGGUACUCGUCCCGUUGUACUACAGAGAUAUGAGAAUUAAUUGAUUUAUCAUCACUGACGCGGAUUUAAAGUGUUUAACUGCGUCUGGAUGAAGAGGUGAGUUAUGACUGCAGUCGCUCAUGAACGUCUUUGAAUUAUUCGAGAUGGACGGAGGAGACUCGCUCGCUCUGUCAAUGAGAAGCAAACUGAGUGGAGAGCCAGGGAAAGUGGGCGGAGUUUGUAUGGAGAAUGAAGACUCCUCCCCGUGUGGUAGCCACACCCCUGAUGACGAGCGUCUGGAGGAUGUGCUGUCUGAGCUUCGUGCAGGGACGGAGCUUAAUCUCGAUCUGGAUGUGAGGGCGGAACCUGAGGAGAUCUUAGACCUGCAGGGGGAGGAGCUUAGCUGGGACACAAAUCGUCAAGAUGUAAAUGAAGCGGAAGACCAAAGUAACGCCUGCCACAGUACAGCGAGUCCUGAACCGAACACAGCAUCUGCAGAUCUCUCUAAAGCGUCGUCUGUAUCAGCGCAGCAGGGUCAUGAGGAGGCGGGGCUAAACGUUGAGUGUCGUAUCUGUGGAGACAAAGCAUCAGGAUUUCACUAUGGUGUUCAUGCCUGUGAGGGCUGCAAGGGUUUUUUCAGAAGGACCAUCCGUAUGAAGUUGGAAUAUGAGAAAUGUGAACGGAGCUGUAAAAUCCAAAAGAAAAGUCGGAAUAAAUGUCAGUUUUGUCGUUUUCAGAAAUGCCUGAUGCUUGGAAUGUCCCAUGAUGCGAUCCGGUAUGGACGGAUGCCCGAGUCAGAGAAGCGUAAACUGGUUGCAGGUUUGUUAGCUGGAGAAAAGAGCUGUCAGAACUCUGGAGGUUCAGAUCUCAAAACUCUCGCCAAACGGGUCAACAACGCCUACCUGAAGAAUCUCAAUAUGACCAAGAAGAAAGCCCGAAACAUCCUGACGGGAAAAACCAACGGCAACCCGCCAUUUGUGAUUCAUGACAUGGACUCACUGUGGCAGGCGGAGAACGGGCUGGUCUGGAAUCAGGUGAUUAACGGAGCUCCCACUAACAAGGAGAUCGGCGUUCACGUCUUCUACCGCUGUCAGUGCACUACAGUAGAGACGGUCCGAGAACUCACAGAGUUUUCCAAAAGCAUCCCGGGAUUUGUCGACCUUUUCCUGAACGACCAGGUGACGCUGUUGAAGUAUGGUGUCCACGAGGCAAUCUUCGCCAUGCUGCCCUCGCUGAUGAAUAAAGACGGCCUGCUGGUGGCGAACGGACGAGGUUUCGUCACGAGAGAGUUUCUCCGCAGUCUCCGCAAGCCCUUCAACGAGAUCAUGGAGCCCAAGUUUGAGUUUGCAGUAAAGUUUAAUGCUCUGGAGCUGGACGACAGCGAUCUCGCUCUGUUUGUAGCUGCUAUUAUCCUGUGCGGAGAUCGUCCGGGUCUGAUGAACGUUUCUCAGGUGGAACAAAUACAAGACAACAUCCUGCAAGCUCUUAAUCUUCACCUGCAGAUGAAUCAUCCGGAUGCAAGCUUCAUCUUCCCCAGACUGCUGCAGAAGCUCGCAGACCUGCGUCAGAUGGUGACAGAGAACGCGCAGCUGGUGCAGAAGAUCAAGAAAACCGAAUCUGAGACGUCUCUUCAUCCUCUACUGCAGGAGAUCUACAGGGACAUGUACUGAGCCCGCUCGCGUUUUACAGACUGACCAAUCACUGUGAACUUUUAUGGAUGUUAUUGUUUUUAUCGAACACUUGGACUUAUUACUGAUCGAUGAUGAACGAAGCUCUGAUCUGGCCCUGCAGUGACAUCCUGAGGUUGUGCAGGUCAAAGGUCUGGGAUCAUCAUUGCUGCUCGUUGGAUCUGUUUUGCUGUUUCUGCUUUGUUUCGGGUCGGUUUUUGAAUGUCUCUAUAGAGCUUUAAGAGAUUCUCUGUUUCUGCAGAUAAACACUGAAUGAUGCCUGUAGUGCAGAAAGAUGUUUGGUUUUUCUUGGGUCCAACAAAUGUUUUUUUAAUUCAUGGUGUGAAUGGACCUUCAUUCCUGCUAUGAUAGAUCAAAACACAGAGACACAAGAACAACAGAAUGAAGAAUAUAUCAUUACUGACCAACAACCUCUAACACAUUAUGAAAUAAUACUGUGAUUAUAUUCAGAUAAAUCAUGUUUAUAUUCAUUAUUUAAUCACUGUUUAUUAGUUUCUCACAGCUGACUGAAUGAUAUUCAGUAUUUACUGGAGCUCCUGUGCUGAAUGAACUGAAUGAAAGAGCAACACAUCUACUGUAUUAACUGUAAACCUAUACAUUACAGACCUCAUGUAUUUGUGUCAUAUCAGUGCUGCUAAUUCCUCAUACUGAUGACUCUCCUGCAGAUCAGAUGUGUUCAUGUCUGUAGGUCUGAGAGGAGGUUUAAGAGGAUUGUUUAUUCUUUAUGAACGCUUGAUCAUCACACAACUGUGACCUGAUGAGCUGCAUCACAGACUGCUGAUGUCUUCUACUCAUCUGAAAAACAUUCAAAUAAAAAUACUGAGUAAAACUCACAGGA